AUGCCGCUCGACGCCAGCCAGGUGUACUUUUGGACCGAUUCCACUAUUGUGUUGGCCUGGUUGAACAGGCCGGCAUGUGAUUGGACCACCUUUGUAGGGAAUCGAGUCGCCAAAAUCACUCGCUGUUGGCCCCGCGAACGAUGGAGCCACGUCCGAUCCGAGGACAACCCGGCCGACCUCGCCAGUCGAGGGCUCGGACCCACUGAACUGGUCGGCAAUGACAUGUGGUGGCAUGGCCCUGCGUGGCUGCGUGGUCCGCAGUCGGAGUGGCCUUGUCCACGAGGCUCAAUCCUUGAGACCGACUUGGAGAAACGAGCCGUCAAGGUUCACCACGCCACUGACACAGCCUCGGACAUUCUCAGCCGAUUUUCCGAAUUCGGACGCGCUCUGCGCGUGAUCGCCUACGUUCGGCGGUUCGGCCUGCGCGUCAGAGGGCAAGCAACGCCAGUCCACGUAUCCACAGAGCUAGACAAUAAAGAGGUCGCUGCAGCUCUCCAAGCUGUCACCAUCACGACCCAACGCUCCCAUUAUACGGCGGAGCAUCGCUGUCUUGUAAACAAGCAGCCACUUCCGACUACGAGCUCUCUUCAGAACCUCAAUCCGUUCCUGGACCAAAACGGAGUCAUGCGGGCAUGUGGCCGGGUCCGAGCCUCGGCAUCCAUGACCUACAAUGAGCGGCAUCCAAUCCUGUUGCCACCCGCAUGCCUCCUGGUUCGCCUGCUGGUUCGAUUCACCCAUCACGUAUCCCUACAUGGUGGGAACCAGCUGGUCAUCCGCCUUCUCCGGGCAACAUACUGGAUCCCUCGACUACGUCACGUCGUGAGGGCAGUAAUCCACUCCUGUAAGGUCUGCGUCAUCCAACGCAAGCGACUCCAAACCCAAUUAAUGGGCGACCUUCCUUCCUCACGAGUUACAUUUUCGCGGCCGUUCACAUACACCGGAGUCGACUUCGCCGGGCCGUUCGACGUGAAAAGUUUCACAGGACGCGCCUGUCGCAUCUCCAAGGGGUAUGUGUGCGUUUUCGUUUGUUUUACCACGAAGGCCAUCCAUUUGGAGGCUACGUCCGACUUGUCCACCGACACGUUCCUAGCCGCCUUCGCCCGGUUCGUCGCGAGACGAGGCUGUCCCCACGAAGUCCACUCCGACAACGGGAGGAAUUUUGUCGGCGCAUCCCGCUCUCUGGCUGUGGACCUUCUCGAGGCCCUCCGCACUCGGACCUCCGCGGUGUACAGCCAGCAGGGGCUCACGUGGCGAUUCAUCCCUCCAGGGGCCCCACAUAUGGGGGGCUUAUGGGAAGCGGGUGUGAAGAGCUUCAAGGCUCUUUUCCAACGGUCGAUGUGUACUUCCAAAUACACAUUAGAGGAGUUCGCGACCUUUCUCUCCAAGAUUGAGGCAUGCCUUAACUCGCGACCAAUCUCUCCUAUGUCUGAGGACCCAACUGAUCCGUUGGCCUUGAGCCCAGGCCAUUUCCUGAUUGGUGGUCCGCUACUAUCCCAUCCGACAAGAGACCUCGAGGUUGGAGACCUCGUGGUGAUCAAGGAGGAGAACAUCCCCGCUCAGGAAUGGCGUCUCGGCCGUGUGCAGAACGCGUAUCCUGGAGCCGAUGAUAAGGUCCGUGUGGUAGACCUACUCACGGCCCGCGGCCUUAUCAAGAGACCGAUCACGAAGGUGGUUCUGCUGCCUAUGGAAUCGGAUGUCCUGUCCACCUACUCGCGCGGAGGCUCCGAUUCAUAA
Molecule: messenger RNA, 1734 nt
Organism: Drosophila obscura
Lineage: Eukaryota; Metazoa; Arthropoda; Insecta; Diptera; Drosophilidae
Exons: 2
Coding region: 1-1734 (577 amino acids)
Biological process (GO): DNA integration
Molecular function (GO): nucleic acid binding
Source: RefSeq, a predicted model, not a curated record